Molecule: messenger RNA, 444 nt
Organism: Trichoderma harzianum CBS 226.95
Lineage: Eukaryota; Fungi; Ascomycota; Sordariomycetes; Hypocreales; Hypocreaceae
Exons: 3
Coding region: 1-444 (147 amino acids)
Source: RefSeq, a predicted model, not a curated record
AUGAAAUUCUCUUCCACUUUACUGCUACCCCUUGUCGCGUUGGUUGCUGCCCUUCCUAGUGAUUUGGAUAAAGAUAUUGUCAAGCGCUCAGGUGAAGGGGUUCAUCUUGAUAACUGUUCCGGUCCCGGUGGUAUUGUAUACUCUGAGGUCACUUACUGGUCCAACGACGCCGACGCAGUUAGUGGCCAUACCGCGACGGAUACGUGCACUCCGACUGUAAACUCUUGGAAGAUAUGGGAGGGAUCAGGGUCAUGCAAGUUUUCUGAUACAGGCGUCACUUUCUCAUGGAGCAUUAACUCCAAUGCUGGCUCUUAUCCAUCAUAUCAAAAAGCUGGAUCAGGAGGAAAUGGUGCCAGAAGUUUUACAUGCUAUAAGGAUGAUGGACAUGGCAUUAGCCAAAAGAACAACGGCGUGACUUGCAAGUCAAUUUAUUACUGUAUUUAG